AUGAACGAGCUAAGUGAAUAUCCCAAUAUUUAAUUUGAUAAUAGUCUUUACAAUUCACUCAAAACCAAGGAUAGCAGACUGAUACUCAGAUAAAUGAGAUCAGCUAUUGAGGAAUUUAAUCACAGUAAGCAUUUUGAUAGUGAAACUUUUACCAUCCUCUAUUAUGGUGUGCAAUAGAUCCAAAAGGACGAUAUCUUAGAGUUUCUAGAGAAGGAAGUUCUAAAGAGACAGGAUGCCUUGGAGUUUGAGAUUUUACAGAUGAAGUUUUUAUAGGCAACUCUGGAUGAUUAAAACAAAAACAGGAAGGAGAAUUUGUAUUAAUUAUAGAAGGAAACAUUAACAUCAUUUGGACAAUAUGAUAAACAUGGCUAGAUGGGAAUAGAAACAAUACUAUAAUUUUAUAAAACAAAAAUAAAGGAGAACGAUGUUAAACAAUGUUUACAAAAUUAAGCUAGGAAAAUCAUAAGAAAAGAGAAUCUUCAUAAUUACAUUAAAAAUAGGUUGAUUCAAAUUGUAUUCAAUUCAGAAGAUUGUGAUCAAUAAAUUUCAGAUUUACUAAUAUAUUGUGAAAACACUGCAUUUGUUACCCAAUUCAUUACCAUUUUAGCCUAACACAGUUUGGAAAUCUUAUAAAAUGAGAGCAAUUCAUUAAAACAAGUAUCUAAAGUAUUUGAAAGAGUAAGUGCUCAAUUGCCAAAUUUAUUUAAUUAAAAUUUGCCUGUUUUCUUGCAAUUUUACGAUAGCGAAUGCUACUGUCUUAGAAAUGCCAUUAAUACAAUAAUCACAAAUAUUCUAACUGAGCAUUUGAAUCCAUCGAAAGUGGAGUAGGAUGUAGAAAUGAAAGAAAACCAAUUAAAUCAAAGACUAUUCCUCAUUUAGAAAUUGGCAUCAAGAAUUAUUGAUAAAAAUGCAUAUGCUAGAGUUCACACUUUAAAGAUGUUAAGAGUUGUAUGCUCAUAGAAUCUUAUACCUCCAAGUGUAUAACUUAUGAUGUUCCCAUUGGUAAUCGCAAGAGUGUAAGAUGUCUCUUCGAUGGUGAGAAAGGCAGCCUUGGCAUUUGUUAAAUAAAUAACAAAAUUUAUGAAAAACCUAUUUGUUGAUGGGUUAUAAAUGUAAAAUUUCAUGAAGAUCACUGAAAUCAAGGAGUAAAAUGAAUAUUUGGGAACUGAAAUUCAUAAGACUUUAAUAGCCAUCGAUUAGAUAUUAGAAGACAAAGGUAAUGCACAGACCGAAGCAGAAUUCAAAGAAUUAGAAGAUGAAGAGAAUCUAGUUGUCUCUAAUUUGAGAGAGAAGAAGAAAUUGCAAUCUGUGUUCAUUCAAUAUCAAGAGUUUAUGGAGCUCUUACAAAAGUUAUUGCCAAACAUUGAAUUACUAUUAAAUAGCAAAUGCAUCACUGACAUUUAUAAAGCUAUCUCUCUCAUUAGUUUUUUAUUUAAAUAGAAAAUAGAAAAUACUGAUGUUGGCAUCAUGAAGAUGUUGAUUCACUCUAAUAACCCCUAAAUAGUCAAUAAAUUGUCUAAAAAGUUCCAUAUGCUAUUUAUAGAAAACGAUAAUGAUUAAGUUCCAAUUAAUAAUUUGAUUCAUUUAUUAAAAAUUUCAUCGCCAAAAGAAUAAAUUUACCUUGAAGAACUCAUUCGAUAUAUGAUCAAAUAGAAAAUGAUACAAGAAACUACGAUUGAAAUCGUAUGGACUAAUUUUAUGAGGAACUACACUAUUAAUCAACAUGAAUAAUUAAAUUAGUAUUCUAAACUAGUAAGAGUUAUGUUUGGGUAGCAAUCUAAUCUUUUAACAAGAAUGAAAUUAGAUCAAAUAAGUAAAAUAAUUGAUGGAUAGAAAAAAGAAAUCAAUUGGAUCACAGUUGUAGAAUUGGCGAAAUUAAUUUAGUAUUUAGAAGACAAAGUACUUGUUAAGAAAUAUUUCUAACAAUUUUCCUUAAUUUUAUAUUUCUAUUUUGGAACACCCAACAAUUUGUGGUUUGUUGCUUGCUAAGAGAUUCUAAAUUUGAUUUAAUUUUUACCUGUUCCAGAGAGUAUCUAUGAUUACAUAAUUAAAAAGUUUAGUUACAAAGUCUUUUCUAUGGGAAUGACUCCUAAAAGAAGCACUCAAGACUUUCUCGAAGAGGAAUCCACUUUAGUAUUUAAUAAUUAAUGUAUACAACUCAGUUAAUUGUUAUUUAUUGUUGGUUAAUCAGCUCUGGCUAUCAUUCUUCAUAUUGACGAAAUUGAGAAUCAAUUAACUCAUUUAAGAAAUGUAGAGGAAGCCAAAGAAAAUGAAUUGGAUAAAAUCUAAGGGGGUUGCGAAGAAGAAUACGAAUAUAAUUGCGUAUAUUUAUAGACUUUAUGCAAAUAAAGUGUGAUUUAAAAAGGAUUCUAUUAAAAUUAUGCUCCAAUAGUCUUGGAGAUAUUGGCUGAAAUUGAAGAAGAGAAUGUACAGUUGACAAUAUUACAUAAAUCAGCAGGUCUAUGUUUGUGUAAAUUCAUGUGUUUAUCUGAAUAAUUUUGUGAAGAACAUAUUGAGAAAGUGUUUCGAUUAAUAUAAAAUCCAAAUUCUGAUGGAAUAUUUAAGAACAAUUUAAUAGUUGCUAUUGGUGAUCUAUUGCACAGAUGGCCAAAUACAGUAACAUCUUAUUGUAGAUAACUUUUUGAUGGGUUAAGCAAUUAGGAUUUUAUUGUAAAAAAGACUUCAUUAAAUAUGCUAUCACAUUUGAUCUUAAAUGAUAUGAUUAAAAUCAAAAGAGAAAUUACUGAUAUAGCCAUGUUAUUGACUGACCCUGAUGAAAACAUUUAAUAAUCAGCAAAAAGAUUCUUUUUCCAAAUAUAGAAGAAGGAUUCAAGAAGAAUACUCAACAGUUUACCUGACAUCAUAUUUACUAUGUCCAACGAGGAAAGUCAUGAUAAAUAUAAAACGUUUCUCAUGAAUACUUUGAAAUACUUAGAUAAAUAGACUGAAUAAUUGGUUGAGAAAUUGUUGAGAAGGUUAAAAGAAAAUAUCAAUGAUUUUGAAGUUUAAAACAUUGUUUUUACAUUAUCGAAACUCUAAAUGAAGGAAUCCUUAGCAAGAAAGUUUUAUGAAUGUUAUCCAUAUUAUUAAGAAAGAUUAGAAAAUCCAUAGAUUAAAGAGUACUUCUAAGUGAUAAUCUAAAAAUUAAUGAAAUGUGGGUUAAAUUAAGAAAACAAAUAAAUAUUACUGGAAUUCGAGGAGCUGCUUAAUCGAGGUGAGACCAAACGCAGAGUAUUAGGAUCCAAGAAUAAAUCAUAAAAGUCAACUAGGUCUCAUACAAAUUCACAAAGAUCAAUUGGAUAUACUAAUAUCUUAGAUUAGCUAUAUACUUAAUCUACUGAAUUUUGA
Paramecium tetraurelia is the source of this 3348-nucleotide messenger RNA. RefSeq lists its product as uncharacterized. NCBI's taxonomy places the organism in Eukaryota, Ciliophora, Oligohymenophorea, Peniculida, Parameciidae. The record is from RefSeq and is a predicted model, not a curated record. Gene Ontology annotation, molecular function: histone binding. The transcript has 8 exons. Gene Ontology annotation, cellular component: condensed chromosome, centromeric region. Gene Ontology annotation, biological process: meiotic chromosome condensation; mitotic chromosome condensation.